This is a messenger RNA of Xiphias gladius (swordfish), 1122 nucleotides long. It is a transcript of the gene rpp38, whose product is annotated as ribonuclease P/MRP 38 subunit. The coding region runs from base 143 to 958 and encodes 271 amino acids. Gene Ontology annotation, molecular function: ribonuclease P activity; ribonuclease P RNA binding. Lineage: Eukaryota; Metazoa; Chordata; Actinopteri; Istiophoriformes; Xiphiidae. Gene Ontology annotation, biological process: tRNA 5'-leader removal. The transcript has 2 exons. Gene Ontology annotation, cellular component: nucleolar ribonuclease P complex; ribonuclease MRP complex; fibrillar center. The record is from RefSeq and is a predicted model, not a curated record.
UGGGGUUUUUAAAUAAAGUUGUUUGGAUUCAAACAACAUGGCUGCUCGCUUUGAUCCCCUCAUGCCGUUGGAUUGAAGAUGUGAAAACUGCAAGAUUUUCUUUUUAAAAAAGAGAUUUUGUUUUUAUCAUUUCAGAGUUGGCAUGGCCACUGCAGGAAAGCCGGUUAAAAAAGAAAUCAAAAGGCAGAUUCCAGCCAAGACCUCCUUCACCUCACCCUUCACCCCAACAUGGAGCCCUCUUCCCCAAGAAGACAUGCAUUUCAUCCUGAAAACCCUGAAGGACAAGCUGAUCUCCACGGGGCUUGAGAAGAAAGAGGUCAAAGUGUUUCGCCCGUGGAGGAAAAAGAAAAAGCAGAAUCCUGCUGCCGCCACAUCAGAGCCUGUUCCCCAGGUGCAGGAUUCUCCCAAAAAAGGCUGGACAGAUGUGGCAGCCAGACGACAGUUGGCCAUUGGCGUCAACGAGGUCACCAAGGCUCUGGAGAGAAAUGAGCUCAAACUGGUGCUGGUUUGUAAGUCCGUCAAACCGAAACACAUGACGAGUCACCUGAUAGCGCUGAGUGUAACAAGAGGCGUGCCGGCGUGCCAGGUGCCUCGUCUGAGCCAGAGCGUGUCCGAGCCACUGGGUCUGAAGAGUGUCCUCGCACUGGGAUUCAGACACGGUGCCUCCGAGGAUGAGGAGGUCUUCACUGAAACUGUUGAUGCUAUUAAACCCAGAGUGCCUUCACUGGCUGUCGCAUGGCUGCCAGGUGCAGCACCCACGGUAACGCCCGAGGUCCCUGCUGACACGGAGGAGGAGAAGGAGGCGGAGGCCGUAGAGAAGAAAGGCCAGAAAAGGAAACUGGAAAGUGAAUCUGAGGAGGUCACAGAGUCUCCCUCCUCCUGCACUCUGCAGCCUCUCAAAGUGAAGAAAAUAGUUGCUAACCCUGCAAAGAAGAGAAAAAAGUCAGUUAAGACAUAAACUGUCAAAUGAAAGAGAAAGUCAGUCUAGAUAUUUAAUGGACCAUUCCUGUGUUUUUGCACGUUUUAGCCCAGUGGGUCCAAACAAUUUUUAACUAGUGACUGCAAGGGUCAACUUGACACCUGUGACACCUGGGCACAGGUUAGGGCCUUAGCGUGGAUAUG